CGCCGCUGCCUCAGCCCCGCCCCGAGCGGCGGUGGCGGCCGCCUGAGCCCGGUGCCUCCCGGCCCGUCCGGAAUGGCCGCCCCGUGGGUUCUGCCCGCGCCCCUCAGCCCAGCGCAGCUGAAGCGGCUGGAGCAGCACCGCUACAGCGCGGCCGGGCGCUCGCUGCUGGAGCCCUGGCUGCAGCCCUAUUGGGGCUGGCUGGUGGAGCGGCUCCCGCCGUGGUUGGCCCCCAACGCCAUCACCCUCGGCGGCCUCCUGCUGAACUGCUUCACGGCGCUGCCGCUCAUCGCCUCCUGCCCCACCGCCUCCGAGCAGGCACCUUUUUGGGCAUACAUCCUGGGUGCGUUAGGACUUUUUAUCUACCAAUCUCUGGAUGCUAUAGAUGGGAAGCAAGCAAGGAGGACAAACAGCAGCUCUCCUCUAGGAGAGCUCUUUGAUCAUGGUUGCGACUCUAUUUCUACAGUUUUUGUUGUCCUUGGAUCCUGCAUAGCAAUCCGACUAGGAACAAACCCUGACUGGUUGUUUUUCUGUUGUUUUGUGGGACUGUUCAUGUUCUAUUCUGCUCACUGGCAGACAUAUGUAUCAGGCAUAUUAAGGUUUGGAAAAGUUGAUGUAACUGAAGUUCAGAUAGCCAUAACGCUGUUGCUGUUGGUAUCUGCAUUUUGUGGAACAGCAGUGUGGGACUAUACGGUGCAUUUGAUAGGCCUAGAACUGAAGUUCUUUGCAGUUGUUGGCAUACUGUGUGGAACAGCAGUUUCAUGUUUCAAUUACUUCCGCGUCAUCUUUGGUGGAGGGGUUGGAAAAAAUGGAUCUACAAUAGCAGGAACAAGUGUUCUUUCACCAGGUGUCCACAUUGGGCUACUUGUCGCAUUGGCCAUUGUGAUCUACAAAAAAUCUACAAUUCAGCUGUUUGAAAAACAUCCGUGCCUGUAUGUCUUGACAUUUGGAUUCGUGAAUGCUAAAAUCUCACAGAAGUUAGUGGUGGCUCACAUGACAAAAAGUGAAAUCAGUCUUCAAGACACUGCAUUUAUUGGACCAGGACUUCUCUUUUUGGACCAGUACUUCAAUAGUUUCAUUGAUGAAUACAUUGUUCUGUGGAUAGCACUGUUCAUAUCCUUGUUUGAUAUGCUGAGAUAUGCCACUGGUGUAUGCCUACAGAUUGCUGCUCAUCUUCAUAUACAUGUCUUCCGAAUUUCAUCUCAUCAAGCUCCUGAACAGACCUCCCCCGAACUGCCAGUCAUUUGAAACUGCAAAAAUAUUCCAUUUCAAGUAAGUGAGCUAGAUUACCACAGAAGAGGUGUACUAAAAUGUAUAACUCAAAAUGCAUGCAGUAAUAUUCAGUUAUGCUUACUUGAGCAGAUGGUGCUGUAAAGCUGUGGUACUAAGCUCAUUGUUCAAUUAAAGAAACCUGCUUUUUGGACAAGUUACAGCAGUUGAUACAUCUCAUAUUGCUAAAAAGAAAUCACAAUGACUAGCCUGACAGAAGGCCUCAUGUUUCAUUUACCAUAAUAUACAUCAUUAAGCCACUUUCCAUAAUCUGUAUGUUGGUACUACAGAAGUCUUGAAGCUGUGGCUUUUGUAAAAGGUUUCCAUUUGCAGUGUACUCAGAUUUGUUAAGUUACUGUGCAAAACUACAGUGGUUUUUUUUUUCCAUUAAUUCUAUCUAUUGUUUCAACUGAGCAUUAUAAGAAGUGAAACAAUCAAACAAUCCACUGCUAAUUGAAGUGAAUAUUAAUUGGACAGACUAUAAUUGGUUUGGGGUUCGUUCCCCUUAGUAACAAAUUUACUAAUAUACCUUCUUACAACAUUAUCAGACACAAGAUUAGAACAUUAGAACAAUCCACUGAAGUAUUUAAUAGGAACUUUAAAACACUUAAAUCUUAAGAUAACUUCUUUAUGGCUAACGCCUAUACUUGUAUCGUGUUACUUAGGUACAAGUUGUUUCUCCAUUGAGCCAUCAGAAUAACAUGGACUGAAGAGACUUGCGAACAGUUGCCAUCUCCUGCUGUUGCUGUUACAAGAAAAGGAGAUAAUUCUGAACAGAUGCCAAACCAAUAUGAUUCCUUAAUCUAAUUAAAUGAAUGUCUGACGACUUCCUUAUGGAAUGUUCUAUUUUUGUAUUUAACAAAGAUCUUUAUAACUACCGAUA
Coturnix japonica (Japanese quail) is the source of this 2149-nucleotide messenger RNA. It is a transcript of the gene CHPT1, whose product is annotated as choline phosphotransferase 1. Gene Ontology annotation, cellular component: endoplasmic reticulum membrane; Golgi apparatus. NCBI's taxonomy places the organism in Eukaryota, Metazoa, Chordata, Aves, Galliformes, Phasianidae. Gene Ontology annotation, biological process: phospholipid biosynthetic process. Gene Ontology annotation, molecular function: diacylglycerol cholinephosphotransferase activity. The record is from RefSeq and is a predicted model, not a curated record.